UUUGGGGGCCAGAGGCCGGGAGCUGUCAGACCGCCCAUGCGCGGACUCAGCAGCAGAGGAGGCUGCGGGAGCGCGCAGGGGAAAAGGCAGAAGGGCAGCUCCUCCAAUGUAACUCUCCUCCUCCUACCGCGGCGCUGGUGGCAGCAGUAGCUGCUGCGGCGGCAGCACCUUGCAGUCCCAGAAGCUACACCAUGCUUCUAGCUGCCCAGUCACUGAACAGAGUCGGAGGGUCCCUUGUCUCCUGCCCCUCUGGCCAGAGCCUCUAAGGCUGAGAGCUCACUACCCCUGUCCACACCAAUUCUGAGAGGACUUUUCUUUUCUCUUCUUUUUGGCUUUGGCAUUUGGGAGCACCGGGCAGCGAAGUGGGAAGUGGGCUACAGAAGAAGGGCUGAGGAGACAGCUGCACAAGUCGGCGCUGGGCUCCGGCCUGAGACUUGCACCGAUGUGGCAAGAAGCGAUGAGAAGGCGCCGCUAUCUGCUGGACAGGGCAGAGGCUGCCGCGGGUGGAGGAGGCAACGGGUCCGGGGCUGGGGGCUGUGGCGGCCGGCUGCACAAGUCCCGGGACUGGCUCUACGAGUCCUACUACUGUAUGAGCCAGCAGCACCCACUCAUCGUCUUCCUGUUGCUAAUUAUCAUGGGCGCCUGCCUAGCCCUCCUCUCCGUCUUCUUUGCUUUGGGGCUGGCAGUUGAAGAACAUGUGGCGUUUUUAAUAACAGUUCCAACAGCUCUUGCUAUUUUCUUUGCAAUAUUUAUUCUCGUCUGCAUUGAGUCUGUAUUUAAGAAGCUGCUUCGUGUUUUCUCUUUGGUAAUAUGGGUAUGCCUCGUUGCCAUGGGAUAUUUGUUCAUGUGUUUUGGAGGCUCCAUCUUUCCUUGGGACCAGGUAUCAUUUUUUUUAUUCAUUAUCUUUGUGGUAUACACUAUGCUGCCCUUCAACAUGAGAGAUGCCAUAAUUGCCAGCGUACUGACCUCCUCAUCCCACACCAUUGUGCUGAGCAUCUGUCUCUCCACUACAGAAGGAGUAAAGGAGCACUUGGUUUGGCAGAUACUAGCAAAUGUCAUCAUUUUCAUCUGUGGAAACCUGGCAGGAGCCUACCACAAGCACCUCAUGGAACUGGCUCUACAGCAGACCUAUCAGGAUACUUGUAACUGCAUUAAGUCCAGAAUCAAGUUGGAAUUUGAAAAGCGGCAGCAGGAGCGUCUUCUGCUUUCUUUACUGCCUGCUCACAUUGCCAUGGAAAUGAAAGCAGAGAUCAUUCAGAGGUUGCAGGGACCCAAAGCAGGCCAGCUGGAAAACACAAACAACUUUCACAAUCUCUAUGUCAAGAGGCACACCAAUGUGAGCAUAUUAUAUGCUGACAUUGUUGGAUUCACCCGUCUGGCUAGUGACUGCUCUCCAGGGGAACUAGUGCACAUGCUGAAUGAACUCUUUGGAAAGUUUGAUCAAAUUGCCAAGGAAAAUGAAUGUAUGAGAAUCAAAAUUUUAGGAGACUGCUACUACUGUGUGUCUGGCCUCCCUAUAUCUCUUCCAAACCAUGCCAAGAAUUGUGUGAAAAUGGGACUAGAUAUGUGUGAAGCCAUAAAGAAAGUAAGAGAUGCAACUGGAGUUGAUAUCAACAUGCGUGUGGGAGUACACUCUGGGAAUGUCCUCUGUGGUGUAAUUGGUUUGCAGAAGUGGCAAUAUGAUGUCUGGUCUCAUGAUGUUACACUAGCAAAUCACAUGGAAGCUGGAGGUGUUCCAGGGCGUGUUCACAUUACUUCAGUUACCUUAGAACACUUGAAUGGAGCUUACAAAGUAGAAGAAGGAGAUGGAGAUAUCAGAGACCCAUAUCUGAAGGAACAUUAUGUCAAAACCUAUUUUGUGAUCAAUCCCAAGGGAGAAAGACGAAGUCCUCAGCACCUCUUUAGACCCAGGCAUACAUUAGAUGGAGCCAAGAUGAGAGCAUCUGUCCGCAUGACCCGGUACUUGGAAUCCUGGGGAGCAGCCAAGCCCUUUGCACACUUACAUCACAGGGACAGCAUGACAACAGAAAAUGGCAAGAUCAGUACCACAGAUGUGCCAAUGGGUCAGCAUCACUUUCAGCACCGCACAUUAAGAACCAAAUCACAGAAGAAAAGAUUUGAAGAAGAAUUGAAUGAAAGGAUGAUUCAGGCAAUCGAUGGAAUCAAUGCUCAGAAGCAGUGGCUCAAAUCUGAAGAUAUUCAAAGAAUUUCUCUGCUUUUCUAUAACAAAACACUAGAGAAAGAAUACAGAGCAACCACAUUACCUGCAUUCAAGUAUUACGUGACUUGUGCUUGCCUCAUCUUCUUUGGCAUCUUUAUUGUGCAGAUACUAGUAUUACCAAAAACAUCUAUUCUUGGGAUUUCCUUUGGAGCUGCAUUUCUCUUGCUUUCCUUCAUCCUUUUCAUCUGUUUUGCCGGACAGCUGCUGCAAUGCAGCAAAAAAGCCUCUGCCUCAUUAUUGUGGAUUUUGAAGUCAUCUGGAAUAAUUGCAAAUCGUCCCUGGCCACGGAUCACUCUCACAGUUACCACCACUACCAUUAUAUUAACCAUGGCCAUCUUCAACAUGUUUUUCCUGAAUGAGGCAGAAAUAACACUCCCCUCAGAUUUCAACACAUCAAAUUCAAGUUUCCCUGACUCAACUGACCAAAAUUCUCAGAAUACACAGAAGUAUUUUUUCCUGCCGUAUUUCAUUUACAGCUGCAUUCUGGGCUUGAUAUCUUGUUCUGUUUUCCUACGGAUAAACUAUGAAUUGAAAAUGAUAAUCAUGCUGAUUGCACUUGUGGCUUACAAUAUCAUCCUCUUACAAACUCAUGCCUCUAUACUUGAUGACUACAGCAACUUUCUUAUUAAAAGACCGGGCAUUUGGAAAGAUCUAAAGACCAUGGGUUCUGUGUCUCUCUUCAUAUUCUUCGUCACAUUACUGGUUCUGGGGAGACAGAAUGAAUAUUACUGUAGGUUAGACUUCCUAUGGAAGAACAAGUUCAAUAAAGAGCGUGAGGAAAUUGAAACCAUGGAGAACCUGAAUCGUGUCCUGCUGGAAAACGUACUCCCUGCCCAUGUGGCCGAACACUUCUUGGCCAGAAACUUGAAAAAUGAGGACUUGUAUCAUCAGUCCUAUGACUGUGUCUGUGUCAUGUUUGCCUCUAUUCCGGAUUUCAAAGAAUUUUAUACAGAAUCAGAUGUCAACAAAGAAGGCUUGGAGUGUCUUAGACUCCUGAAUGAGAUUAUUGCUGACUUUGAUGAUUUGCUGUCCAAACCAAAAUUUAGUGGAGUCGAAAAGAUCAAGACCAUUGGAAGCACUUACAUGGCUGCCACAGGACUGAGUGCCACACCCAGCCAAGAGCACACACAGGAGCCUGAGCGCCAAUACAUGCACAUUGGCACCAUGGUGGAAUUUGCUUUUGCCCUGGCAGCUAAAUUGGAUGUAAUCAACAAACAUUCCUUCAAUGACUUCAAGUUGCGAGUGGGUAUUAACCAUGGCCCUGUAAUAGCUGGUGUAAUUGGAGCUCAGAAACCUCAGUAUGACAUCUGGGGCAACACUGUAAAUGUGGCCAGCAGGAUGGACAGCACUGGAGUCUUAGAUAAAAUACAGGUCACUGAGGAGACAAACAUUGUCUUACAGACACUAGGAUACAUGUGCACUUGCAGAGGAAUAAUCAAUGUGAAAGGAAAAGGUGAACUGAAGACAUAUUUUGUACAUACAGAAAUGGCAAGGUCCCUUUCCCAGGCAAAUGUGGCAUCCUGAAGAAUAUGCCUGAAUUUGGCAAAAUAUAUCCUCUUUUCAGGAAAGUGCCCCACACUUUUGGAAGGCAUUUCUGUUCCCCUGAUUUGAAUGCGUGUGCUCUUUUCUGCUCUAUGGAACUUGUGCAGAAGAGUCUGCAUGCCCCAGUGGCUCACACGUCUCUUUUCUGACGUGCUGGGAUACUUGCAGAGAACACCAAGGGAUUAGACGACUGUACUGCCAUUUGCACUGUGUUUACGCUCAAGCAGAAAAAAAACUGAAAAAAAAUGAAGAGAAACAAGAAGAAAAGAAUGAAAGGACUUACAAUAUUAGGAGGAAUACAAACAAAACAAUUCUUAAGGCAAUAAAACUAGGGGGUGUAUAAUUUCUGGUGCAUGUUAUUUUCUGGAAAAUAUAGUAGCUCCCCAACCGCAUCCACUAGUCUGAUAUUAAAAUACACAGUAUUUGUAAAUAGGUUGGUUUUGUCCCUCCAUAUUAGUUGGACCGUCUUCACCUGCGUGUCUCCUAACCAGUGGCAGCCUGCAGGCCCUCUGUGAUGUGGUGUUGCCAGUGACGGCUUUCUAGCACUGUCUCAGAUCUCAUAGCCAAUGGUCCAUUGCCAUCGAAACCAGACAGAGUCCUCACCACACAGGACCAGUUUUGUACAAAAUACACCUUGUUUUGAAGCCAUUGUCUUUUGUAAGGUUAAUUCAUUAAAAAUUUAUAUGUAUUUUGUGUUGUGACUGGUGCCUUUCUCCACCCAUCUCUUUUUUUUUCCUCUUCCCUGAUAUAACCAAAGGGACACAUUCUCACCAGCUGUUCUCCUUCUGACACACCGGCAACACAUUUCAGAAAGAACUCCCUGAGUAUCAGGUGGAUGUGGUUUUCUUGAUCAGUUCUAGAAUCAGCCCUGUUUGGCCUCUCCACCACUUUCAGGUAUGAAUGACCUAGAAGGAUAAAAGUCAGUGGAGGCAAAGGCCAAGAAAGGCACCUUGGACACCUGCUGCAGGAUGCUCUGACCUGCUGUUGUGUCUAGUCUGGUUGCCAAAGACCUUGGGCAGAUCCAGAUCAAGUCUGGCCUAAACUACAUGUGGUCACAAUGCUAGAUGGGAAUAAUUAUACCUACACAUACAUAUCCUUUUCUAUACAUAUACUCACACAUACAUAUCC
Messenger RNA from Phascolarctos cinereus (koala), 4891 nucleotides. It is a transcript of the gene ADCY2, whose product is annotated as adenylate cyclase 2. Lineage: Eukaryota; Metazoa; Chordata; Mammalia; Diprotodontia; Phascolarctidae. Gene Ontology annotation, biological process: cAMP biosynthetic process; intracellular signal transduction; adenylate cyclase-inhibiting G protein-coupled receptor signaling pathway. The record is from RefSeq and is a predicted model, not a curated record. Gene Ontology annotation, molecular function: adenylate cyclase activity. Gene Ontology annotation, cellular component: plasma membrane.